Capsaspora owczarzaki ATCC 30864 is the source of this 4155-nucleotide messenger RNA. RefSeq lists its product as hypothetical. The record is from RefSeq and is a predicted model, not a curated record. Gene Ontology annotation, molecular function: structural constituent of nuclear pore. The transcript has 4 exons. The coding region runs from base 1 to 4155 and encodes 1384 amino acids. Gene Ontology annotation, biological process: protein import into nucleus; RNA export from nucleus. Gene Ontology annotation, cellular component: nuclear pore. NCBI's taxonomy places the organism in Eukaryota, Filasterea, Ministeriida, Capsasporidae.
AUGCAACCCGAGCAGAAGCAGAGCGGCUUCUUUUUCAACUUCCGCAAGAGCGCGCUGGCAGCCACGCAGCGGUUGCUGGGCUUUGAGGCGACGACGGGCAACGGUGCGACCCAUGCAAACGGAAGCUUCGGCAGCGACGGCAGCGACGGCAGUGAUCGCUUGUUGCGCGACGGGGAGGUCUUGCACUUGAACGAGACCGAGCACGACAUUGUGCUGCCAACAGGCUCGCGCCCGCGUUCGCUGUCCAUGUCGUCGACAGCGUCAAGCAACGCACACGAGCUGAUGGACGACCACCAUCACCCGCACGGCCCGACCGAAAUGAACAUUGUGGACGGCGGGUCGCGCCUGCCGCUGUCGCAAACGUCCAGCCAUCGUCCUUACGCUCGUCCACUCCCGCAGCAGCAACAGCAGCAUUCACCCCUCAACACGACGGGCGACGUCAGCUUUGCGCUGCCUCAGCCGUCCGCAACGAGUCCGGAGGCUCGUGCGCUGGCGCAGACACUCGACACCCACUUCAAGUCGCUCACGCCGCAAGAGUUUGACACAAUCACCAACAUUCUUCGCCGCAACGUCGCCACGGACAGCGCCGCUGGUGCUGCAGCUGCAGCCGAAGCCAGCCGCCGGCCUCUCGACUUUUUGGGCGAACCGUCAUUCACCACCACCGUGGUACCCGCUCGCCGCACGCUCACGCCUGCACCGUCGGCCCUGCGCUCCCACGCUCUGGACCAAAGCAGUCUCGCGGGCACUCCCCUGGGCCGUGCUCGCGUGUAUGGCGCGGCAGCCAACACAUCCAUUCUGCAACAGGCUGCCAGCUCUCCCUUGUCCUUGGCAUUGCAAAACCGCACCGGCCGUGCGUCCGUCAUGUCGACCCCAUUGUCCGAUUCCAUCAGCGCCGUGGAUCCCAUGAUUGAUGAGCAGAUCAGGGCGCGUGUUGCCAUCCCUGGCGCACUGCCCCGCACACUGGUCUCGCGAUCGACAACGACAUCGCCAAUGCCCCUGUCGAUUCGCGGAGUUCGUACCGUUCGGAGAAUUCCCCGCACCUCCGUGCAAUCCCAGUCACAAAUGUUGACCCUUGAAGGGCCGGUCGAUGUGCAGCCGACAAAGCGCCGGUAUUCCGACGACGACGACGACAGGGACGAUGAUGCCCCUGCUGCCGCGGCCUCUUCUUCCACCCGACAGAAUGACGCUGCAGCACCUGCCUCCAAACGUGUGGCCAUGACUUCUUCGGAGGAUGCCAACAAGGCCACCGCCGCGUCCUCGACAUCAACCCCAACCAAGCCAGCUGCCACCGCAUCCGCCUCACCCAGCAGCGGUGGCCGUCGGUACUAUGGUGCCCCUGACGACGUCGACAGCCUUCCCGCGACUCCGAUGGUCACGGCAGUUGCCAAGCCCGUCGGUGGUACCACCGCUUUGCCUAGCAUUCCCAAGCUGCCGAGCGCCGUUCCUUCUUCUGCUCCCUCCGCUGUCGUUGCAGCUGCACCUGCGACCUCCGCAGCACCUGCUGUCAACCCUCUGGACAAGUUCAAGCUUGGCAGCCAAUGGGAGUGCCCCGGUUGCAUGAUUCGCAACAACGCAGAUCUUACCAAGUGUGUUGCAUGCAGCACAGCCAAGCCAGGCAGUGCUCCCGCUGCAGCAACGUCUUCGACAGCAACAGCAGCACCCAAGCCUAUUGCAGCGAUGCCGACGUUCAAGCCACCAACAGGCCUCACCACUGCUGCUGCCCCUGCUGCCCCUGCUGCUGCAACCCCCUCAGCCUCUGCAGCAGCUGCUCCCGCUAGCGCGGCACCUUCCGUGAAUCCGCUUGACAAGUUCAAGCUGGGUAACCAAUGGGAGUGCCCUGGUUGCAUGAUCCGAAAUAACGCAGACCUCACCAAGUGUGUUGCAUGCAGCACAGCCAAGCCAGGCAGUGCUCCUGCUGCAGCAGCUGCGGCACCUUCGACAGCAGCCGCACCCAAGUCCAUCACAGCGAUGCCAACGUUCAAGCCACUAACAGGCGCACCCGCCGCCGCCGCUGCUGGCGCACCUGCAGCUGCACCCGGCCUCCCAGCAAUGUUUGCUUUCAAGCCACCAGGUGGUGCCCCGGCGUUGCCGGCGUUGGCUUCGAUCGCUCCGGCUGCGUCUGCUCCGGCUGCUCCUGCCGCUGCUCCCGCCACCGCAACACCCGCUGCGGCUCCGGCCGAUGCCAUCGCAGCAGUGCUCGCUCGCCAAAAAGCCGCCAAUGCCGACAAAUGGAAGUGCGCCGAUUGCGAAUGCAUGUCAGAUAACUCUGUUUCCAAAUGCUCCGUCUGCGGUAAGAGCAAACCAGGCGCCGCCGCCGCCGCAGCUCCAGCAACUGCCGCCCCAGGUGCCCCCCUACCCAUUCCGUCGUUUGGCAAGCUGGGCGACGCCCCCAAGCCUGCUACGACCGCCAUGCCGGCAUUCAAACUGCCACCACUCGCCAGUCUUGCGCCCACCGGUGCAGCAACAUCGAGUGACGCACCCAAGCCCGCGUUCAAGAUGCCAGCAUUCGGCGGUGCCGCACCCACUGGUGACAAGCCUUUGUUUGCCUUUGGUGCCAAGCCAGCUGCUGCUCCUGGUGCUGUUGUUGCUGCUCCUGCCGCUGCUCCUGCCGCCGUCUCUGCUCCGAUCAAACCAGCAUCCGAAUCCGCCAAAGCGGACGAUGAGGUCGAGAGCGUCGACAGCGGUAGCGAGGACGACGACGAAGGUGAAAGCAAUGGCGAAGAGACUGAAAACAAGGACGACGGCGACAGCGAUGGUGAAGCUAGCGACGAGGAAGAGCCAGCCAAGCCUCCAGCAAAGCCAGCCUUCUCCUUUGCCGCGCUUCCCGCCUUUCAGCAAGCUGCUGGCGCGCUGUCCAAGCUUGGGUCUUCUCAGCCUGCCCCUGCUGUUGCUGCCGGCCCGGUGGCUGCUGGACCCGGCGCGACUGCUGCCGCUCGCCCAUUGUUUGUUUUCGGCGGUGCUCCUUCCGCAGCCGCAUCGUCAACCCCGGCGGCCACAGCUGCACCUCCCGCCGCCGCGCCCGCUGCCGCGCUCUCAGGGGCGCCUCGUCCGUUCACCUUUGGCAAGCCUGCAGUUGCUGCCGCUCCGGCCGCGCUACCAACGCUUCCUGCGCCCCUCGCUGCUGCCGCUGCCCCGGUCUCUGCGCCCCCCAAGACGCUUGCAACAGGAGCCCCCGCUUUGCCAGCUGCGCUGCCCGCGUUCGGUGGCCUGACUGGCUUGCCUGCGAUGAAGCCUGUUGCUCCUGCUGCCGCUGCCGCCGCACCUGGCGCCAGUCCGUUUGCUAGUCUCCUGGCUGGUGCUUCGGCUGGAAUGCCCGCUGCGCCCAUUGCUGCCGCUGCUACGCCUGCCGCACCCGCUGGUGGUUUCUCGGCCGCACCACUGGGCGCCAAGCCAGCGGCGCCAUUCGUGUUUGGCGCUGCUAAGCCCGCCUCGCCGGCUGUUGGCGGUGCUGGCGGUUUCCCCGGCGCCACGCCCGGCGGAUUUGCAGCGCCUGCUGCUGCUUCCGCAGCUGCUGCACCUGUAGCAACGCCAGGAGGUUUCCCUGGCGCUGGCGCAGCUCCCGCAAGUUCUGCCCCUCGUCCGUUUGUUUUCGGAGGCGCUGCUGCCGCUGCUGCCCCGGUUGUUGCUUCUGGCUUCCCUGGAGCCGCAGGCGGGCCCAGUCGCCCAGUGUUUGGAGCGGCUGCUCCUGCAAUUCCCGCUGCUUCAGGCUCUCCUGCGCCGUUUGUUUUUGGCAAUUCUGCUGCUCCAGUUGCGCAAGCCCCCGGCGCAAAUCCUGGUGGCUUCCGAUUUGGCGCAACCCCUUCUCCCGCGCCUGUGCUCGGCGAGGCGAUGAAUGCCGCGAUGAUGCAGCAAGCACGCCCCCAGGCCCAGACUGGCUUCACAUUUGGCGGCGCUGGUGCCAACCAGCCAGCUCCUUCUGGUCCGCGUCCGUUCACGUUUGGCAACAAACCAGCCGGCACCGCUGGCGCUCCUCCUGCAGGCUCCGCGACACCCGUUUUCCGAUUCGGCGCACCGGCUCCAGCUGCUGCUGGUGGCGCUGCAGCUGGUUCUUUUGGCGGAUUUAACACAGGAGGCGCUGGCGCCGCUGCCCCCUCUGGCGGCGGUUUUAGCAUGGGUUCGACCCGCACAAUCGCCAAAGCUCGUGGCCGCAAGUGA